AUGCAGCUGGUGGAUGAGAAGGCGGCGCUGGAAAAACGAAUGGAGGAAAUGUCAGAGGCACUGGCUAGAGAGAAGGAGCUGAAGACCAAGCACGAGGCCAGAAUCGAAGAACUUGAAAAGCAACUCGAGAAAGAUGAAACGGCGCGUCAAGAUAAAGAGCGAAACGAGGACAUGAUCGAAGACGAAUUCGAAGAAGGCAGAGCGCAUGUUGAAGAGAUGCACGGAAAGCUGGAGAACCUGUUGAAGGCAUUGGCUGAAGAGAAGGAAAAGGCGAAAGACCUCGAGGAGACACUGGCUAAAGAGAAGGGCAUGGAAGCAAAGUAUAGGGCUGGCAACAAGGAAUUUCACAGAGUUUUCGGGGGAAAUCUGUCCAUGCAUGAAGAAAUACAGCGAAUCAAACGCACAAUCACGAGGAAGAUGAAGGAAAGCAAAGUCCAGGUGGAGGAGAUGCAACGGCAAUUCGCCAGGGGGAAGGUGGAACUUGCCCAGGCGCACGCAAAGUGGGCAGAAACUGCCUUUCGUGCUCACAAGCCGAUGCAACCUCAAAUGCUCGAUUCGCCGCCGACUCAGAUACCCAGAUGCCAAGUUGAGAACGAGAGCGACCUGCUUGCCUGCUUGCACAGGAAGGAUCUGCACGUGAUCCAUGUCUAUUCGCACUCAAGAGUUAAAGUAAAAGCGAGGGAGCCGAGUGCAGUGACUUCCUUGGAUUUGGAUGCAGACUGGACGGUCCGCUUGUUUCGGCUGGAGAGGAAAUUCGGAGGCGACAAUGCAAACCUUGCCACAGCCCUUCAUAACAACUGCUAUUAA
Messenger RNA from Darwinula stevensoni, 807 nucleotides. Lineage: Eukaryota; Metazoa; Arthropoda; Ostracoda; Podocopida; Darwinulidae. The record is from the annotation of a GenBank genome assembly.